Molecule: messenger RNA, 10017 nt
Organism: Thamnophis elegans (Western terrestrial garter snake)
Lineage: Eukaryota; Metazoa; Chordata; Lepidosauria; Squamata; Natricidae
Gene: ARHGAP23
Product: Rho GTPase activating protein 23
Exons: 25
Coding region: 188-4507 (1439 amino acids)
Biological process (GO): signal transduction
Molecular function (GO): protein binding
Source: RefSeq, a predicted model, not a curated record
ACCGCCGCCCGCCUUGGAAGAGGCGGAGCUGCCCGUACAGCCUGGCCCAACCGAGCGGAGCUCCGCCGAGCCUGGCUGUGGCUUCUACUGCCCCCACGGCCGGCCCGCGUUCCGUCCCGCCAACUCUCGCUUCCUUCUCGGCCAACUUGGCCGCUUGUCCGCCCCGUCGGGGCCAGUGCCGCGCCCGAUGAAUGGAGUCGCCUUUUGUCUGGUUGGGAUCCCACCGCCAAAGAGCCCCGAGGACAGCCGGAGCCGGGAUGGGGAAAGCGGCCCGCGGCCAAAACUGGUCCAGAGAGAUGGUACAGCCACAAAUGCCAAUGCGCCCCCCAUGGAGUCCUUUCCCUGGGUGGGGCCAAAGACAGUGGUGCUGCACAAGAACCUUCAGGGCGGUUAUGGCUUCACUCUCCGGCAUUUCAUUGUCUACCCCCCAGAAUCAGCUGUACACACCAACGUGAAGGAAGAAGAAAAUGGAAACAGAACAGUGCCUCCACGGAACCGGUUGGAACCCAUGGACACCAUCUUUGUCAAAAAUGUAAAGGAAGAUGGGCCAGCACAUCAGGCUGGUCUCCAGACAGGAGAUCGACUGGUUAAAGUAAAUGGUGAAAGCAUCAUUGGGAAAACCUAUUCACAGGUUAUCAGCCUCAUACAGAACUGUGAAGAUGCUUUGGAACUCUCCAUUAUGCCAAAAGAUGAGGAUAUUCUGCAACUGGCGUAUUCUCAAGAUGCAUACUUAAAGGGCAAUGAACCAUACUCUGGAGGGGCACAGAGCAUUCCUGAGCCACCACCUAUAUGCUAUCCUCGUAAAAAUUAUCCAUUUCAGUCAAGACGGGAUGUUUCAACAGCUGAAAUUUACCAGGGACAACAGGUGGAUAAUAGGCAGUCCUACCAUUCAGGGUCCUCAGGCCCAUCUUCUCCUUUGAAUAGCACUGCAGUUCACAAAACUCAUCUAAGUGCCUGGACUGAAUCCAAACAAAAUUUCACUAGCAACCAUUCCAGUCCUGCCCACUGUACAGAGGAGGUCCAGUAUGGAAUGACUCAACGGGCACCUAUUCCAAGGCAUAUCCCAACUUCUGGUUCUUUCUCCCAGUACCCCAAUAGCAGUUGUCCAGGUUCUGUAGCUUCUUCCUCACCUUACAUUCCUUCCACUUACUCUAUGCCCAACCACGGCUGCUAUGGACCCCCCAAACAUCUUCCUGAUCAUCACCCACAUGGUGGAUUGAAGGAUGCUCAUCGUGAGGGCAGGCCCUCACGGGAAUGCAUUCGAGCUGGACCCAAAUCUAUUAGCCGUCUAGAAUGCCAACAGGCCUUGUCCAACUGGAUCUCAAAUCAAGUACCACGUCGAAGCUCUUCAGAGGAGCGAUGCAGUGCUAUGCCACCUCGUUACCGAAGUGUAUCACAAGACCAUCUGGGAGACGUUUCAUCCUCCAGGGGUUGGUCUCAUAGUGCUUCCCAAGAAACUUUAAUCCAGUCUUCAGCUCAUGAUAACUGGACUUACCGUGCAAGAUCAGAUAACUAUCUGAUGAAAUACGGGCAAUCCAUGGAAGCUCUUGAACAGGCUGACUUGGUUUCUCCUAGUUAUGGAAGGUGCAUAUUGCCAUCAGACAGGUUUUACCAGCAUGGGCAAAUUAACCGAGCCCAGCCUAAUCAUCCAAAUACUUGUAUUCCUUCUGCCUCUUCCAGAGAUCCUCCCUCUGUACAUGUGCAAAAACAUCCUUCUCAGCCCAACCUCCAGAGCAUUGAUGACUCUGGUUAUAUUGGCUACCGAAGCUACAGCCCUUCAUUCCAGCGUCGGACUGGCUUACUCCAUGCUCUUUCUUUCCGCGAUGCUACUUUUGGUGACCUUCCAACAUUUAAUAUUUCUCAAAGGCAGUUGAGUCACUCAACACCACCUUAUGUUGAGAAGUCUUUGCCUACUGCUGUGCUUUCAAGUGCUCCUUCUACUUGUCCAGACCCUUUCCUGGCCAGCAGCCCAGAGAUCCUAAUGGACCAAAGAUCAGCCAAACAGGAGAAUGAUGUGAAAUCUUUUGAGCAGAUUUCUUCAUCUCAAGCUAUAGAACCACUACAGUCUGAUGCUGAGGAGAGAAAAGAUGAAGUAGUUCUUCGACAGAAGCCCCCAACUGGACGUAAAAUGCCUCCUCCUGCAAGGCAGAUGAAUUUUGUCUUCCCCAGUGAUCUAAAGGAAACAGACAUUUGUGAUCCACCUGCACCGGCGCCGGCAGCCAAUAAAGAAAACAAGAGGGGUGUGGCCCCUUUGGCUACACCAGAGGAUUCACUUGCGUUCAUCCCAUUUAUUGAUGAACCAACAAGCCCCAGCAUUGAUUUGAAGGCAAAACACAUCCCUGCUUCCUCUGUUGUUUCCAGUGCCAUGAAUUCUGCCCCGGUGCUCUCGGCUAGUCCUUCUUCACCUACCUUCACCUUUGCCAUGAAUCGCCAUUAUUCCCAGGAUUGUAGCAAUAUCAAAGCCAGCCGUCGAUCUUCCUACCUCUUAGCCAUAACCACAGAACGCUCCAAGUCAUGUGAUGAUGGUCUGAACACAUUUCGGGAUGAGGGGAAACUUUUAAGGAGGUUGCCAAGUCGUGUGCCUAGCCUACGUAUGUUAAGAAGUUUCUUUACUGAUGGGUCUUUGGAUAGCUUGGGCACCUCUGAAGACACACGUUCAAAGAGGCAUUCCACCUCUGAUCUUUCGGAUGUCACUUUCAGUGAUGUGAGGAAAGAGGGCUGGCUCCACUAUAAACAGAUCCUCACCAAAAAAGGCAAAAAAGUUGGCGGAGGCAUCCGGCAGUGGAAACGGGCCUUUGCUGUCCUGCGUGCACACUCACUCUACUUAUGCAAGGACCGAAGGGAGGCUGUGGCCCUUGCCCCGCCCCCAGGUGAGGAGGAGCAGCCACCAAUCAGCAUCCGAGCGUGCCUGGUAGACAUCUCCUACAGUGACACCAAGAGGAAGCACGUCUUCCGGCUGACGACCGCUGACUUCUGUGAAUGUCUCUUUCAGGCCGAGGACCGGGAUGACAUGCUGGCCUGGAUUAAAGUCAUCAGGGAGAGUAGCAAAGCCGAGGGCGAGGACCCUGGGUUUGCAAGCCAAGCACUGAUCAAUAAGAAACUAAAUGAUUACCGAAAAGUGAGUUCCUCAGGGACCAAACCAGAUUCUUCCCCCAAAGGUCUUCGAAUGUCAGGGAUGAAGUCAGAAAGCCAGAAACAAACAGGAAUAGCUGCACCCUACUCCCCACGGCAAGAUGGAGUAACAGUAAAAGAUGACAGUGUUCCUCAGAAAGCACCUUGGGGCAUCAAUUUAAUGAAGAAGAGCAAGAAACCUGUUCCAAGAGCAUUUGGUAUAAGGUUAGAAGAUUGCCAGCCAGCUCCUGACAACAAGAAAAUCCCCCUGAUUGUGGAAGCCUGUUGCAAGGUAGUGGAAGACAAAGGUUUGGAAUACAUGGGCAUCUAUCGAGUCCCAGGGAACAAUGCUGUGGUAUCCAGCCUACAAGAGCAACUAAACAAAGGGGCAGCAGAAAUCAACUUGCAAGAUGAGAGAUGGCAAGACUUGAAUGUUAUUUGCAGCCUCUUGAAGUCUUUCUUUCGGAAGCUCCCAGAGCCUCUGUUUACCGACGAUAAAUACAAUGACUUUAUUGAAGCCAACCGGAUUGAAGAUGCCAGUGAAAGGAUGAAGACCUUACGCAAACUGAUCCGGGAUUUGCCAGGCCAUUAUUAUGAGACCCUCAAGUUCCUGGUGGAACACCUCAAGACAAUUGCAGACCAUUCUGAGAAGAAUAAGAUGGAGCCGCGGAAUCUUGCCUUGGUAUUUGGCCCCACGCUAGUUCGAACGUCGGAGGAUAACAUGACUGACAUGGUGACACAUAUGCCUGAUCGCUAUAAAAUUGUGGAGACCCUCAUACAACACUCAGACUGGUUUUUCAGUGACAAGGAAGAAAAAGGUGAAAAGACCCCUAUAGAUGAACAAGAGGCCCAGUCAAUGCCAAAUAUUGAGUACCUUCUACCCAACAUUGGAAGAACAGCAGCAUCAGGAGAUGCUUCAGAUUCAACUAAUAGUGGAUCAGCUAAAUCAAAGGCUUCAUGUGGCUCACGGAAAGAGCACUAUCAUAAAGAGAUGCUUGCCAUCUCCUUCAUCUCAGCUGUCAACCGCAAGAGGAAGAAGCGGAGAGAGGCCAAGCGUUUUGGGAGCAGCACAGAUGAUGAUUCUGAGCAUGAAUCAGCUGUCAAGAGAGACGAGGAGGAGGAGGAAGAAGUGGCUCAGGAGGAAGAAAGAGAGGCUGAAAGAUUGGGGAAUAGCAGCAGAGCUCCAGUUCCUGAUGUGCAGGAUGUCUUCCAAAGCCGGGCAAAAUUAGAAGCAGAGCAAGUAGAAAGAAAAGUGGCACCCCGAGGAAGCCCAGAGUUGGCCCUGGAUGCCCGCUCAAUUGUUUCAGGAUGGCAGUCAAAAACGAAACAAAACAAAAAAGCUGAGGUAGGUCUGAUACAAGGAGGGCCAUUCAUUCAGCCCAUUGAAAGAUCUUGAUUUGGGAUUGACUAGUUAUCCAAUUGAUGGGAUAAGCAGCUUCAUCCCUGCUUCAAAAUGCUGGAUCUGCAAAUAAAGGAUAUUUUUGGAGGAGGAGAGAAUCAGAAAUAGAAUUCCUCCAGUUAAUUUUCCUAAUUUUCAUUAGUCCAUGGUACCUCUUUUCUGUAUUUAUCUGAAAGAGGCCUUGGAACUGGGCAAACCAGAUGAGAGUUAUUCAUGAAUUGAGCCCGCUUCCAUUUAAUCACUGCUGUGGGUUCACAUUGACACGAUGGAUUCCUCUCUACCCAAAGUUCCUCUCACUGUUAUCUAAGUGGCAGUUGAUUGCGUUGGGAGGUUUUGAAUGUUCCCCUAAAAAUAUCCAUUGCUCCUUUUCUACCUUUCCUCUAGAAAAGCAAAUUCAAAAAUCUUCCAUCUAUCAUAGCUUGGCCUUUGUCAGGUUCCUACAGGGAGGGUUGUAUCAUCUUGACUCCUAGCACAUGCAUCAAAAUCUUGUAGAUAUAAGCAAACUCAGGAUUAUGUAUGGUAUAGUCUCAGCUGCACUUGAAGACUGUUUCAUGUGAAAACUGCAGAGGUAUAAUGGUCCCUGAAAGGUGCAUGAUCUCUACCACCUGUAAAGGACACUGCUGUUUUCCUCCUCCUCCUAAAGCACAGGUGUCAAACUUGAUCGUGUCACGUGAUGUAUCACAACGUUUUUGCCUUUGUGGGCGUGGCCUGCACGUGACGCAUCCAGCCCGCAGGCCGCCAGUUUGACACCCCUGCGCUAAAGUGAUGUUGUCUCUAAUUUUCAAAAGUCACAAAAGAGAUCUAUGGCAUCACACUAUCUGAUGUAUUGCAGCUUUGGCUUUGGAACCUUUGGCUGCAGUAAAUCUGCUGGUAUUUAACAGCAUCUCAAAAUGCUUUGGUUUUGUUGCAAGACUAACAUGAUAUAUAUAACUGAUGCUAUGAAUUCUAAAUGAUACAGUACUAAAUGGUACAACUCACUGUGCCUUUAAGAAUAUAGUCCCAUUUUUUGCUUAGCUCAUUUAAGAUUUUCUUGUGAGUCUUAGCUAAGGAUGCAAACUUUUUCCAGAUGGAUUUUUCCUUUCAGGCUGUGAUGGUAUCCCCAUUUGAAUAGCACUCUCUGCUCCUAUCCCCUCAUAACAGAUAGUACAGUCUAGGGAGAAACAGAUGUGAUUAAUACCAUUAACACAAUACUGUAUGCAGAAUUCAUGAGGGCAGUAUUUUAGAGAGAAAAUUAGCUUAUGCAAAUGAUAAUUGUGUGGAGUGAAUCACCUGCUAAGGUGACAUAUGUGUACCGUGUUUUAGUUAACAGUGCUUUUCUAUGUGACUUCCUGUGUUCAGUGGGGGAAAGGAUGAGUACAGGCGCUAUGUGAUUUUUUGGGGGUUUGGAAAAGAGCAAGAAGAGGUAGAGGAAAAACACACCAGGGCCCUGUGCAGACGUGCCAAAAAGGAGCCUCAGUGAUUUUUUUAAAAAAUUCUUUGAUAAUUUCCAGAGCGUAAGUUGACAUGAUUCCAUGUAAGCCUUUGUUAGGAUAAAAGGCUGAAAUGUCAAGUCCGUGCCAUUUUCUGCUUUACUGGUAACUUCCACAACUCACACUCUCUUACAAAAGAGCAAUAUUUGAUUUUUAUGGUGCUACAUUUAUUUUCAACAGUGUCUUUCUCUUUAGUUUUCUCAUUAUACCACAUGGAAACAAACCAAGGAGUCAUUUUAUUACAUGUUGCAGAUCAAGUAGGGUUUUCCAUUUUGCUAUUCCUUGCAAUCCCUUCAAAAUGAGAGACUUAACAUUUGUUUUUAUCUUGUGGAUAUAAAAGAUUCCCACAUCAUAUGUCUCUGUAGAAUUUCAUUUGGUCAUAAAAGCAGGAAGUACUUUUGUGAUGAAUAAAUAUGAGAGAUGAUCUUUAAGAUACAUGUUUUGGUGUGUAAUAGUUACUGCUUCACCCCUUAUGCCUCAAUUCAAAUUUGUUAUCCCCUUGGAAAGAGUUGCAUAACCCUUGAGAAAAAAAAUGUUGCUGUGAAAUAACUUUCUCCACUUUCCUGUCAAGAUAUAUUUGAAUUGGAACAAAAUGAAAAAGUCAUUUGGGGGGAGAGGGGGGGAACCAAAUUAAAAUCCUGACGUUCUUGAAAUUCAGAGCAAACUGCUGUGUCUAGCAUAGUCUACAUCAAAAGUACUCUUUCUGCAAAAUAAUAAUAAUAAUAAUAGAAAAAUGGCAAAUUACUCUUGAAUUUCAGCAUUUGCUGAUACAUUCCAAAAUCGUUAUCACUGAAUGAAAAGGAAAUAUCAUUUUCAUGGAAAUAACUCUCCUAUCACAUGUUGUGUUGUUUUGUUUAUGUAUCAUAUUCCAGGUAUUACACAUGGACGACAUUCCAGUUGUAACACCAAAUAUAAGACUCAGGCUUAAAAAAAAUCAAUGAAUAUAUUAGGUUAUAAUGCAAAACCAAUGCACAAGAACAGGCAAGGGACAAGAUGUCCUUGGUUAAGGAUAGAUUUUAAUGCUGGUCUUGCUGAUAUUAAAUGCAGCACCUAAUUGGGUUUGCCACACUGAUUAUAGACAUGGUGCAGGACAUUUUUCACUAUAGUCUGCCUAGCUCAUUUCUAUGAUGCCUGCAGUUUAAUGGCAGAUGGCUAUUUUUUUUAGGACGUAUUAGCUAUAGAUUCUUUGUAAAGAUGUUAUGAAGAAAUGCUUUUGUAUCUGGAGUUUUAAAGAACAAAGUGCAUUAAGGUUGAUGGUUCCUCUCUGCCAACGUCAAUUGACAGCAACACUAGGCACUAAAUGUCACACUUUGACCCAAUGCCAUCGUACAGCCCCUGCAGGGUGGGUUGCAAUGUUAUAUUUCCAGGAAGUAUGUGUCACCACAGAUACAGCAGUAAGGCCAAAACAGAAUGACAAUGAAUGGGAGCUUGCCAGCUUGAUAAUUAUUCCAAGUAUUUUAUUUUUAAGGAGGGAGGGAGAGCAAUUUGUGUUUUGGUGCAAAACUGAGAUCCUGUUUAUACAGCAAGGUCAAGAUCCUAUUGGUUACUGAUUUUCCACUUGUAAAGUUGCAAAGACAAAGAUAAUACUAAUUCUGUAACUUCCUAACCAAGAACAGAACAGGCCUCUCAAACCUGCCUUUAUUUUCAUUGUGAAAUGAAAGGGUCAGGAGUACGGUCUAUCUUGGUUAAGCUAGUCUGGUGGCUUGGUAAUUGAACAGGUAAAAACAAUUUUAAAAUACAUUGUAUGAAGCAUCUAUACCAGGGGUGUCAAACUUUUUUCGAGGGCCGGAUCAGCAUCGUACUUUUCCUUCGUGGGCCAGCUGGGAGACGGGACAGACGCCCCCUGCAGUACGCUGCCGGGCAAAACGGGGUGCAGGGGGGGCUGUGAGCAAGGCCCCAAUGCUCCAUUUUCAGCCUGGAUUGCCUCUAGCACUUUGUUGGCCAAAAUGGAAUGUGGAGGGGGGAUACAUGCACCCUCUGCACCCUAUUUGGCCAGCACUGUGCUGUAGGAGGCCAUCCACGCUGAAAUGCCCCCCCCCCCCCAUUUUGGCUGUCAGAGGCACCAUGCGCCGGUCCUUUGUUAUUUCCAGGCCAGCACUAUAGGCCACAUUUAAGCACCCUGCAGGCCAGAUCCAGCCCACGGGCCUUGAGUUUGACACCCUUGAUCUAUACUGAACUUUCAAGCAUUUGAAGCAUUCUUUCAAGCAUUUGAAGCAUUCUUUCAAGCAUUUGAAGCAUUCUUUCAAGCAUUUGAAGCAUUCUUGUUGAACUGUCACAACCAUCUUUAUAAAUUACCUAAUAGAAUUUGCAGUGAUUAUAAAGUGAUGCAAAACAAUCCCACAUGAAAUUAGACCAAUUAUAUUCUUACCUCUGUAUCUGGGCAAGUGACUGGUGCUUUACAUAGCCCUAGCUCCCUUCCCUUAAAAACUUCCAGUAUAUUAUAUCCAGAGGUGUCAUUGGGGUGUGUCAAAAAGUCAAGAUGGUUUGUGUGAUUCAACAAUUGAAGCUGUGUGAUGCAUGAUGAAAAAGAGGCAGAGUUUCCAUUGUUUAGGUGCGACGUUUCCCUCAUACGAUCUUGACUUUUUGAACAAUCCCUGCUGGUGGAUAUUCCUGAUUUAUCUUUUGGGUUGUUAUUUAGCAAUAAUGGCUCAGUGUCUGUCUGUGUAUAUUACUUUUUUUUUUUUAAAAAAAGAAACCAUUUUGCAAUCAUUCUUAAGGAUUCAUUGUCUCACUGCCAGUGUAUGUUUGAAAAAGCAUCUCUUUUGCUCACAACUGGAUUCUCCCUUCCAGACAAAAUCCAUCAGAUUGAGACUACCCAGUUCCAUGUGAAGUAGAGUUGGACUGCAAGCUAAAGUGGUGGUUUAUACUUCAAAAAUUUCAAUUGAAGUCAAAGUAUUACAGAAGUGCCUCCUUGGUGCUGUCAAAUGGCAGCUGUUUUUUUAUAUGCAUCUGGUGUGCAACAUAUGAAAAAAGGACAGAGCUAUGAUCAUCUACUUGCAGCUACCAUGUUGACUUCUCUUCAAGCCCUUCUUACAAGCAUACCUGUUUCAUUUUUUAAAAAAAAUUUUUUUUGGUUCUGAGGGAGACGUCCCAAGUUGUCUAUAUGUGCCUUUCACGAGAAGACUUCUUUCCCUAUUUGUUACAGGCUCUUCAGUGUCUGGUGGUUGAAGUGUUAGCCUAAGGGGUGGUCAGUAAAUGUAUAAAAUGUAUUAAAAUAUUUCAUUGAGGUAAACCAUCUUAAAAACUUCAAAUUUUAACUGUUCACGCGACUCCCUUAUUGCUUCUGCUUGAAGAACAUUCUGUGAAACUUGAAAGCUCACCUAGGAUUUAGGUAAUUGCGUGUCUCCUCUUCAAAAAGCCCAUCUAUCUUCUAGUGUUGGCCUGUUUGUGACUAUGAAAGUCGAUCCCUAACGGGAUGUAAAGGACUUAAACUCUGUGCUUUUGGAAACAUAAAAGGAAGGUAAACCACAAGGCACCAAAACUACAACUUCCCUAGCAGGUGUACAGUUUGUGCUGUAUUUGAAGAAGCAGAAAAUUUGUCUGCUUUGCUCUGUCUUCCAUGUGUUCUAAAUAUGUGUCUUACCACAAUUCCAUUGAAACUUUGAAAAGGAGCAUGUAGAUGUGUGCAGGUGUGGAAUUUAAAACUGAACAAAAUUAAGUAGUUGGCUGUACUGUAAUACGUUGUCCUUAUCCUUUUAUGCAACUAUGUGCUGUAAAGUUUUAUUCACAUUUUUCACAUUUAUUUUGUAAAUAGCUUUUACAUGUGUAACAUAUGAUAAAGAGUUUAUAAGGAUUUUAAGGGGAGUGGGGGAAGCCCAAGACUUUUAUUAUUAUUUUCCUUUUUAAAAUGGAAGUUAUACAACCGUAGAUAUUUUGGUGGUGUUUUUUUUUUUAUAGAAAAAACAAAACUUCCUUGCAUGGUUUGUCCCUCUUUUCAUCUUUAUGUUGUAUAAUAUAUAUGGUCAAACAAAACAAUUCUGCUUUAAAUAUAGCCCCAAAAUUACAAUUAUAUAUAUAUUGGAAAUAAACUGCCUUAUU